CACAGUCUAAGUACUAACUCAUUGCGUCAGUAGCCUACGGCCCACUUUAAAGAAACUUAACAAGAGAAGCAAAACAGCCAUAUCCCUCCUCUCCUCUGCAAACUUCACUCUCUCCUCCCUCUCUGCCGAGUUCCAAUCAAAGUUUCCCACUCGUUCGCCAUUAUACGCGCCUUUGCCUCUCAAAUUUCGGUUUUUUUUUUUUUAACCUGAGAUUAUGGAAACCCUAAAUUUGAUAUUUUUCCUUUUAAUUUGAUAAUUUCUGUCCUUUUCUUAGAUUUGAUGUAGCGAAAGAAAAAUCCAUGGAUUGUCUUUGUGUUCCUGAGGGUGAAUUUGAAGAGUUGCUUGAACAUGUUCCUUUAUCAACAAGACGAAAAUUAUUACUUUCUUCCACCGUUUCGUUUAAAAACCAAGUUAAAAGCUCCAAUUCCCUGGGCCUUCUCUCUCUCCCUCCUUGCACUGCCGGAGAUCAGGUGGAUCAACAUUUGCCAAAAGAAGACGGUCCUAAUUGGAAAGUUACUGCUGAUGCAACCAAUGAAGUUGCAACCAAUGAACAUUCCUUAGAUUCUGGUGCAGUUGCUCGAUGUUCUCAGUAUACCACUUCUUGCCAAGGUGUAGGUUUGCCUAUAAAUGGCAACAGCCAAGGAGGUCAAGCAGGCAAGCUGACAGGUACUGAAGAUAAUGCUCGUGCUUCUGGACUGGAAAAAAUUAAUGUUGGCGUCCCUCUGCCUCCAAAUCCUGUGCUGUCAAAUGUUUCUGAUAUUAUAAAGGUUGAGUGUGCUCAUAACAUGCUGCGGAGUCUAUCAAAAGAUGAUACUAAUAGUUCUGCUGGUACUGGUGAUAUAGCUUCUUGCCAAGAUGUAGGCUUGCCUAUUAAUGGCAACAGCGAAGGAAGUCAAGCAGAUCAGCUGAAAGGUACUGAAGCUGAUGCUGAUGCUGAUGCUUCUGGACUGGAUAAAAUCAAUGUUGGCAUCCCUCUUCUUCAAAAUCCCAUGCCAUUGAAUGCUUCUGCUAUUAAAAAUGCUGACUGUGCAGAUAACAUGCUGUUCAGUUUAUCAAAAGAUGAUAGAAAUAGUUCUGCCAAUACUGGUCUUAUGGCUGAGAAUGCCAUGGAUAAAAGGCUCAGUGAGUUUACAUUUGAUGAACUUGACCACAUUGUAUUGAAAGAAAGACAAAAAUUACUUCUAAAAAGGAAACUAACGGAAUUGGAAAAGCCAGCUCUUGAGGGUACCUCUGUGGGGUUGGCAGAAGAUCUUAUGGAAUACUCUGCCAAGAUAAUUAAAGAAGAGCUUCAGCCUAUCGAUGGAGAAUGUAUGACAGCUCGAAAUCAAUUUAACGACAUUCCUGUAGGAAGUGCUUCGGAUCUUUCUAGUUGUUCAGUGAAUGGUUCAUCUGGUUUGGAAUACUCUGCUGGGAGGAACAAAGAAGAGCUUCAAUUUGUUAAUGGAGAAUCCUGGUUGGUUGGAAAUGAACUUAAUGUCAUUCCUAAUAGAAGUGCUUCUGAUCUUCAAAGAACUUCUGCCACUGGGACUGAGGCAGCUAGGUCAGAAAAUAGAAUGGAAGAAAGCAACAUAAUAUGUCCCUCUGAGAGAACAUCCUUGGAGUUCAAAUCACAUGAUGGAGAUGAUUAUGUUCCUGCAAGUACAAAUAACAUAUACAAUUCAACUCUGAAUACUUCUGUCAAAGUGAAAGUUGAACCAUUGGAUUACAAUAACUUGCAAAAUCCAGAAAAGAACACUUCGGACAACAUGGUAUCAAUAAAGUAUGAAGAGGACAUCUCUGAUAGGAUAGACUAUAUGCUACUACGAGAUCGGAUGAAGCUGCUGACAUCAGUUGAGGAGUUUGAAUUGAAGGCUUCCAGGAAUUUUGAGUGCUUGAGGAAAACUGAUCCUGCAGCCUGUGGGUUUAGCUCCAUUGUUUCUGAAUCUGCCGAAACACUAAGGGUAAACCGUCCAAGGAAAAGAAAGAAGACUGCCACGGAUUCAGUUCUAACAGCUUUAGAAGAAGACGCACCUGGACUUCUCAAGGUUUUGCUUGAUAAUGGUGUUUCAGUUGAUGAAAUUAAGCUUUAUGGGGAGUCAGAGAAUGAUGAUGCCUUAGAUGAAUCAUUCAACGAAGGCAGCUUCUCAGAGCUUGAAGCUGUGAUGACAAAGCUAUUCUCUCAACCCAGCUCCUUAUUGAGGUUUGCCACUUUACGAUGCUCAAAGGGCUCAAAACCUAGUUAUUGCGUGGCUUGCCUAUUCUCACUUGUGGAACAGACCCGGUAUCUGCAGUUUCGUAGAUGGCCAGUUGAAUGGGGUUGGUGCCGAGAUCUUCAGUCAUUUAUAUUUGUCUUUAAAAGACAUCACAGAAUAGUACUUGAACGCCCAGAAUAUGGUUAUGCAACAUACUUUUUUGAGCUGUUAGAUUCCUUACCCAUUGACUGGCAGUUGAAGAGAUUGGUGACUGCCAUGAAGCUUACUAGCUGUGGCAGGAUUACGCUGAUCGAGAACAAACGAUUGUCGGUUGGAGAAGACUUGACUGAAGGUGAAGCAAAGGUGUUAAUGGAGUAUGGUUGGAUGCCAAAUACUGGCUUGGGAACAAUGCUCAACUACUGUGACAGAGUUGUUCAUGAUCGGAAGAACGAGAGUGACAGCUCGGAAUGGAGAUCAAAAAUAGGAAAGCUGCUAGUAGAUGGGUACAACGGUGGGACUAUUGUUUCAACCAGUCUCGUGGAGGAUGUCAUUCAAUAUAGGGAUGGUGAGAAGACACUGAUUAAACUGGAAUUCUGAUUAGAGAUUUGAACCGUGAACAUGUACAAAGAAACAUUUUGAAGGCUUUUAAGCAAUCAACCGCUAACGAAUUGAGUUCAAACUCCAGUUUACAUGUUUCUCUUAGAAAUAGGAAAAUGUCUAAUUAUUGCUUUCAUGUAUUUAGCUAAAUGGGAAAUUCUGAAUCCUCCAGUUUUCAUAACUAUACUUUGCCUUUUUUUGAAAAAAAAUCAUUCUUUGGUUAUGAUCGACAAACACAAACACAGAUUCAGACGCGCACACUUUUUUUUUUUUUUGAAAGUUGAAAUUUUAUCAAAACAGAAAGGAUUACAAAAUUGAAGCCACACGAUUACGUAUGUGGGGUGAUUUACGCUCAUCUUAGCUAGAGAAUAUGCAAAAUGAUUUACAUCUUUAGGCACACGGACGAACGAAAUGUUUCUAACAUCUUCGUAUAGAUUAGACAGAUAUAGACAGCAGGCAUACAUUAGGAUGCCAUU
This is a messenger RNA of Durio zibethinus, 3244 nucleotides long. RefSeq lists its product as uncharacterized. NCBI's taxonomy places the organism in Eukaryota, Viridiplantae, Streptophyta, Magnoliopsida, Malvales, Malvaceae. The record is from RefSeq and is a predicted model, not a curated record.